Molecule: messenger RNA, 1965 nt
Organism: Tilletiopsis washingtonensis
Lineage: Eukaryota; Fungi; Basidiomycota; Exobasidiomycetes; Entylomatales
Product: sodium:inorganic phosphate symporter
Exons: 5
Coding region: 1-1803 (600 amino acids)
Biological process (GO): phosphate ion transmembrane transport
Cellular component (GO): membrane
Source: RefSeq, a predicted model, not a curated record
AUGGCGUGGACUGAGUUUACCUACCUCUUCGUGAUCGCGCUCUUCUGCGCCGGUCUCGAUGCCUUCAUGAUCGGAGCCAACGACGUCGCCAACUCCUGGGCGACGUCCGUCUCGUCGCGCUCCCUGACGCUCAAGCAGGCGCUGCUCGGCGCUGCGAUUCUAGAAUUCCUCGGCGCCGUGCUCGUCGGCGCGCGUGUCGCCGGUACCAUCCGCAACAACAUCAUCGACAUCCGCGUCUUCAACCAGGAUGCCGGCGUCAUCCUCCUCGCCUUCACCUGCGUCACCGUCGGCGCGUCGACGUGGCUGACAAUCGCCACGUUCAACGGCAUGCCCGUCUCGACCACGCACACUGUCAUCGGCGCCAUCAUCGGUGUCGGCAUUGCCGUCGGCGGCGGCGGUGCCGUGCGCUGGGGCUGGAACGGUGUUGCCCAGAUCAUCGCCUCGUGGUUCAUCGCUCCCGGCGUCGCCGGUGGCCUGGCCGCCAUCGUCUUCCUGCUGUGCAAGUUCUGCAUCCUGCGGCGCAAGAACCCAAAGAAGCUCGCCGUGCUCGCCUCGCCGAUCUUCUUCUUCGUCGUGCCCUGCGUGCUCACCACGUCGAUCAUCGUCAAGGGCUCGCCGUCGCUGAACCUCGACGAGCUCCCGCCGAAUCAGACGGCCGCCGCCAUUCUCGGCACGGGCGCCGUCUGCUGCGCGCUCUCGGUGCUCUUCUACCUGCCCUGGCUCUACGUGCAGGUCAUCCGCAAGGACUACACCGUCCGCUGGUGGCACUUCUUCUACGGCCCCCUGCUCUGGCGCCGCCAGCCGCCGGCGGAUGCCGAGGAGAAAAUGGCCGUGCCCGACUACUACCUCGGCCACCACAACGACAAGGACGUGUUCAACCCGACGCCGGCCCAGGACCCCGAGGCCAUGCACCGUGCCAACUCGGACGACAAUGUCUCGGGCGAGGGCAAGGAGAUCACCGUCGACCAGCUCACGGAGCAGCACCCGGCCACGCUCGCCGCCGUCGAGGAGCAGUACUCGUCCGCCACGCACGACCGCUACGGCCGCCCGCUGCCGCCCAAGUACCGCCACUACGAGGGCUCGGCCAUUGAGCCGUGGAACGCCGUCAUCGUGCUCCGCUACAACGCCCUUCCCUGGCUCAUCCACUCGCUCACCGCCGGUGUGCGCACGGACAUCCACAAGGCCCAGGCCACGCAGGGCGCCAGCGAGAAGGAGAUUCUCCGUCUCCGCCGCGUCCACGCCCACGCCGAGCACUUCGACAACGAGGCCGAGCACGCCUUCUCCUUCCUGCAGGUUCUCACCGCAUGCACGGCCUCCUUCGCACACGGCGCCAACGACGUCGCCAACGCCAUCGCGCCGCUCACCGUCGUGUACAGCGUGUGGUCGUCGGCCGAGUUCCCCUCGUCGCGCGAGCCCGUGCCGAUCUGGAUUCUCGUCUACGGCGGCGCGAUGAUCUCGAUUGGCCUCGGCAUCUACGGCUGGCGCAUGAUGGCCGUGCUCGGCAACCGCCUCACGCUGCACUCGCCGUCGCGUGGCUUUUCGAUGGAGUUCGGCGCCUCGAUCACCGUCGUGCUCGCCUCCUACCUCGCCCUGCCCGUCUCGACGACGCAGUCCAUCACCGGUGCCACGCUCGCCGUGUCGCUGUGCGAGGGCACGUGGCGCUCGACAAACUGGAAGGGCUUCGCCUGGGUCUUCAUGUCCUGGGUCUACACGCUGCCCUGCGCCGGCCUCAUCUCGGGCCUGCUCAUGGCCAUCGUGCUCAACGCGCCCGGCUGGGGCACCGACGUCGGCAUCCGCCCGUAAGCGUCGACGCCUCGAAAGCUGCACCGACAAGGCCCCUUCUCGCGCAGCAUCAUGACCCUACUACCCUUACAUCCUUGUGCAUGCCCCCGGCCCGGUAUCUCGUCACUGUACAUCACCCGUUCCCUAUCACCUGCCGUGUCCGCAAUGCUCAUACGCUCUUGC